Symphalangus syndactylus (siamang) is the source of this 5666-nucleotide messenger RNA. RefSeq names its product TXK tyrosine kinase (gene TXK). The record is from RefSeq and is a predicted model, not a curated record. Gene Ontology annotation, biological process: protein phosphorylation. Gene Ontology annotation, molecular function: ATP binding; protein tyrosine kinase activity; protein binding. NCBI's taxonomy places the organism in Eukaryota, Metazoa, Chordata, Mammalia, Primates, Hylobatidae.
UAAGAAACACGAGUUGUCUUUUAAUUGAAACUUUUAAUCCUGUAGUAUAUGAGUUCACCUUCUUAGGACUAGAGACUGUGCCUUAUAGCUGUUAAUUCAUUUCCCCCUGAACAUCAAAUACUCCUGAAGAGAAGAAAGUCUAGAUUCUUCUAUGAGUAACGCCCCCUCCUCACUCAGGUAAAUGUGUCUGGGGAUGCCUGUCCGGCUUAACCACGUGCAUUUGGCCUAUAUGAUCCUGCCCAUGGUGGCCGCAGCUAAUCAGAAUCAGAUGGAAAAUUAAACUAAGUAAUCUACUUCGAAGCCUUAAGAAUAUUCCCUGGGACACAGACACUAUAAUUGGGAGUGCUGAGCUCUGGGGCAGAAGGAUCAGGUGACCUUCGCAACAAAGUUUGCCCCCACCUCACGCAGGACCCGGAAGCAGCCCGAGUUGUGGCGGAGGAUCCAGGAAGCUACUGAGAGAAACAGCGAGCAUGGUGUUCCGUGCCUCCCGGACGUUUUUCAGGAGGCUGGUUGGACUUGGGUUCCUGGAUGGUGAGAUUGUUGUACAGCCUCUCAGGAGACCCUGCUGUCAAGACUGUGUGUGUGGAUUUCUCACCCUUAGGAGCUCUACUAAGACAUCAGCGGAGUUAGGGCCUUCCUUUUUUCCUUGUGAGUGCCAAAGAAAAGAGACUAUCUCGGUCACCUGAGCGCCAGCGAAAAGAAACUGUAUCCGUCACCCAGAGACCGUUUAUUGCCCAACACGUUAUUCUUGCUAUUGGUGGGGUAACUAGCCGAGGAAGACACAGCGCCUUCCCUUCAGGAGUUCCGUCCCCUCUGGAGGCCAUGAUGGUCUGCUCUGGAGCAUUGGGUGAACACACAGGCUGGCUGCUCUGGGCAGCGCCUUCACUCUGACCCUGAGAACCAUUUCAUUUCAUCCUGGUCAGUCUAGAGUCUGUGCACCAGGCAGUCCACCCACUGAAGCCUGUGUUUAUUCUUUUCCUGUGCCCCUCAUGAUGGAAGAAAGUAAACUGCUUAUCCCGAGCCUUAUCACAAUCUGCCACAUUCCUUCUUGUCUACCUGUUUAACUGUACCCCCAUCACAAAAACAUGCACAACUUUUUUUUUACGUUCCGGGGUACAUGUGCAGGAUGUGCAGGUUUGUUACAUAGGUAAACGUGUGCCAUGGUGGUUUGCUGCACCUAUCAACUCAUCACCUAGGUAUGCAUUAGCUAUUUUUCCUGAUGUUAGCCUGAUACAUAUAUUUCCUGAUAUUAGCCUGGCAUGCAUUAGCUAUUUUUCCUGAUGCUCUCCCAUCAUCUGCCCUCCCCAACAGGCCCCAGUGUGUGUUGUUCCCCUCCCUGUGUCCAUGUGUUUCAUGGUUCAGUUCCCACUUACAAGUGAGAACAUGUGGUGUUUGAUUUUCUGUUCCUGCAUUACUUUGCUGAGGAUAACGGCUUCCAGUUCCAUCCAUGUCCCUGCAAAGGACAUGAUUUCAUUCUGUGCAUUCUGUGGCUGCAUAGUAUUCCACGGUGUAUAUGUACCACAUUUUCUUUAUCCAGCCGAUCAUUGUUGGGCAUUUUGGUUGCUAACCAUGCACGAAUUUUAACUGACUUGUAGCUCAUUCAAGGAGUCAGUCCUGGCACACUCUACCUUACUAUCACUGUCAGCCUUUUCUCCUUCCUUCCUGACCUUCCCUCCUCCCAUCCCAUACUUCCCUUUUCACCUUGAGGAGCUAUGGGAAGUACUAGGUGGUAUGAAAGAGAGUGAGGAGAAGAUAAGAGUCCCUAUCCUACUGGUCAAUGUAUGCUUUUUAUGGGAAAACAAGAUAGAUAGCACCUGGCAACAUUUGUGAACAUUUCCUUCAAAAAUCUUUAAAUAUUUUUCACUAAGACUUAAAAAAAAAAAAAGGUUUUAUACAAAAGCAUAACUAAGGCAAAAGGUGAAGUAAAAAUAACAGUCAUCACCCAGAAUGCUAAGGAGACCUUAAUCUAAACCAGGAAAUUGGAAGGGCGAUUGGAAUAUGCUGUGUCUUCAUUAAAGUUGCUCUGUUAAUUAGUUAACACAUGCUUAUGCUUUCCAGUGGGAUGAAGUGAAACUCCCAAGUGUGUUUUGUAUUGUUGGUGUUUUUAUAUUUCUCAGCCAUCCCCCAAUCACAUUUUAGGGUUAUUACUAGAUUGACUUCCCCCAAAUAAAGUGUCUGCUGAGUGGGAGGAUGGAACAUUCUAAACUCAAUAUUCCAGAGCCUAGAAUCUAAUUGUUUCUGCCACUCACAGUGUGGCCUCGGGCAAGUCCCUUAUUCUGUCUGUGCCUUCAUUUCCUUCCCAGUCCAGAGAGGGCAGUUUGAUUUGAUCAUUUUAAAGGUGCCUUUUACCAAAAUUUUGUGAUUUCUUGAAAAUGAUGUUUGCAAGUCACCCACACCUUUGGGGAUGAGAGACUAAUAGCAGAUACCCUCAGAGAUUGGGAUGGAGAUUACUGAGCUUUCUUUUAUAGGCCAUUGGUUGUCAUUUAUACUCUUCUGAGGUUUUCAGAACAGGAAAAUAGGUGGGGUUAACUCUGCCCGUGAGAAACAUCUCGAGCGAACUAUGAUUUCAGUUGAAAGAUGUGUUUUUGUGAGUGGAGCACCGCAGAAGAACUGAAGACUGUUGUGUGCUCCCCACAGAAGGGGCUGCCAUGAUCCUUUCCUCCUAUAACACCAUCCAGUCGGUUUUCUGUUGCUGCUGUUGCUGUUCAGUGCAGAAGCGACAAGUGAGAACACAGAUAAGCCUGAGCACAGAUGAAGAGCUUCCAGAAAAAUACACCCAGCGUCGCAGGCCAUGGCUCAGCCAAUUGUCAAAUAAGAAGAAAUCCAACACGGGCCGUGUGCAGCCGUCAAAACGAAAGCCACUGCCUCCCCUCCCACCCUCUGAGGUUGCUGAAGAGAAGAUCCAAGUCAAGGCACUUUAUGAUUUUCUGCCCAGAGAACCCUGUAAUUUAGCCUUAAGGAGAGCAGAAGAAUACCUGAUACUGGAGAAAUACAAUCCUCACUGGUGGAAGGCAAGAGACCGUUUGGGGAAUGAAGGCUUAAUCCCAAGCAACUAUGUGACUGAAAACAAAAUAACUAAUUUAGAAAUAUAUGAGUGGUACCAUAGAAACAUUACCAGAAAUCAGGCAGAAUGUCUAUUGAGACAAGAGUCUAAAGAAGGUGCAUUUAUUGUCAGAGAUUCAAGACAUUUAGGAUCCUACACAAUUUCCGUAUUUGUGGGAGCUAGAAGAAGUAUGGAGGCUGCCAUAAAACAUUAUCAGAUAAAAAAGAAUGAGUCAGGACAGUGGUAUGUGGCUGAAAGACAUGUCUUUCAAUCAAUCCCUGAGUUAAUCUGGUAUCACCAGCACAAUGCAGCCGGUCUCAUGACUCGUCUCCGAUAUCCAGUUGGGCUGAUGGGCAGUUGUUUACCAGCCACAGCUGGGUUUAGCUACGAAAAGUGGGAGAUAGAUCCAUCCGAGUUGGCUUUUAUAAAGGAGAUUGGAAGCGGUCAGUUUGGAGUGGUCCAUUUAGGUGAAUGGCGGUCACAUAUCCAGGUAGCUAUUAAGGCCAUCAAUGAAGGCUCCAUGUCUGAAGAGGAUUUCAUCGAAGAGGCCAAAGUGAUGAUGAAAUUAUCUCAUUCAAAGCUAGUGCAACUUUAUGGGGUCUGUAUACAGCAGAAGCCCCUUUACAUUGUGACAGAGUUCAUGGAAAAUGGCUGCCUGCUUAACUAUCUCAGGGAGAAUAAAGGAAAGCUUAGGAAGGCAAUGCUACUGAGUGUAUGCCAGGAUAUAUGUGAAGGAAUGGAAUAUCUGGAGAGGAAUGGCUAUAUUCAUAGGGAUUUGGCAGCAAGGAAUUGUUUGGUCAGCUCAACAUGCAUAGUAAAAAUUUCGGACUUUGGAAUGACAAGGCACGUUUUGGAUGAUGAGUAUGUCAGUUCUUUUGGAGCCAAGUUCCCAGUCAAGUGGUCCCCUCCUGAAGUUUUUCUUUUCAAUAAGUACAGCAGUAAAUCUGAUGUCUGGUCAUUUGGAGUUUUAAUGUGGGAAGUUUUUACAGAAGGAAAAAUGCCUUUUGAAAAUAAGUCAAAUUUGCAAGUCGUGGAAGCUAUUUCUGAAGGCUUCAGGCUAUAUCGUCCUCACCUGGCACCAAUGUCCAUCUAUGAAGUCAUGUACAGCUGCUGGCAUGAGAAACCUGAAGGCCGCCCUACGUUUGCCGAGCUGCUGCGGGCUCUCACAGAGAUUGCGGAAACCUGGUGACUGGAAACGGAAUGCCAACCCAAAGAGUCAUCUUGCAAAACUGUCAUUUAUUGUGAAUAUCUUUACCAUAUGGGGUCACUUAUGGUGAAUAUCUUUCUUCAGAGUUGCUGACUCUUGAAAACAGUGCAAAGAUCACAGCUUUUAAAAGUUUUAAAACUUUAAGAAUAUUCAGACAAUCGUUUUUCUAUGUGUGAGAGGGACUUGCACACUCUUAUUUUUCUGUAAAAUAUUUCACAUCCCAAAUGUGAAGAAGUGAAAAAGACUUCGCAGCAGUCUUCAUAGUGGUGCUCUUCAUGUUCAUAGCCCCGGAACCCUUGAGGUUCUUCUUCACAAGGCUGAGAGUGCUUCCUUCUUGAGGACGAGUGACAUUCAUCACUUCAGUGAUCCAUGCACAGAAUAUGAAAAUAAAUUCUUCCAACUCAUGGGAUAAAGGGGACUCCCUUGAAUAAUUUCAUGUUUUUGGGCUGUAUAGCUCUUUACAGAAAAUGGACCUGUAUAAACCACAUGAAUGUUAGUAUUCUGGAAAUGUCUUUUGUUAAUAUAAUCUUCCCAUGUUAUUUAACAAAUUGUUUUUGCACAUAUCUGAUUAUAUUGAAAGCAGUUUUUUUGCAUUCGAGUUUUAAACACUGUUAUGAAAUGUAAACAAAGCUUCCCUUUGAAAAGAUCCUGGUGACAUUCUAUUUCCAGGAAAAUCCGGAACCUGAUUUUAGUUCUGUGAUUUUACACUUUUUACGUGUGAGACUGGACAGUUUCAGAGGCCUUAUUUUGUCAUACUAAGUGUCUCCUGUAAUUUUCAGGAAGAUGAUUUGUUCUUUCCAGAAGAGGAGACAAAAGCAAGAUAGCCAAAUGUGACAUCAAGCUCCAUUAUUUCGGAAAUCUAGGAUUUUGAAUUCGAGAUGAAACAACCAGCAAUCACAGUUAAAUCUUAACUUUGCCUGCACUCUUUGUAGGAAUGAUCAGAAAUUUAUCUUUAUCAUUCUGAGUGCUUCAGGAGUACAAUAGGAAGAAAGAUACGGGAAAAAACACAAGUGUAAUCACCAUGAAGUCUAACAACAGGGGCCCGUUAUUUGCGUACUGUCCCACCCUGGAUCAUGGUUCUCUGGGAACAAGCUUCAUGAUUUUCAUUAGAGUUUAAAUUGUUGAUUGUCAGUAUUUGCGACUUUUAAAUUAUAUUUCCUCCACUCAAAGAAUGGUAUCUUUAUAUAUCAAUGACAUUCAAUAAAUGUGUAUUAUUUCUAAUGAGAUUCAGUUACAAGAAGAGACUUGAGAGUUCAAGUAGUGGUCUCAGAAAUGUUUGGGCUGAAUGUGGUGGCUCAUGCCUAUAAUCCCAGCAUGGGAUCGGGAGGUCAAGGUGGGAAGAUAGCUUGAGCCCAGUUUGAGACCAGCCUGGGCAACAAAGUGAGAUCCUGUCUCUAUUUAAAAAAAAAAAGAAAA